Messenger RNA from Porites evermanni, 4801 nucleotides. The record is from the annotation of a GenBank genome assembly. Lineage: Eukaryota; Metazoa; Cnidaria; Anthozoa; Scleractinia; Poritidae.
AUGGCAGGUGAUGUCAUUGUUUGCUUUGCCAAUUAAACCAAAGCCAAAAUAUAUUUUUGCAGUAGAGUGAAGUUACUUUGUUCUUUUAAAAUCGCAGUAUUUUUUCUGAAAUUGUCGACUGUUGUAAGCUUCAGACCAAUUCACUGUGCUGCACCUGUUUUAUGGAACUCGCUGCCAUUAAGUAAAAGAACAAGUAGGAGCCUUGCCAUUUUUUAAAAGCAUCUUAAAACAUUUCUUUUUAGGCCGGAGAGCUUAUAAUUUACUAGAAUAACUCUGAAGUUUAGUGCUUAAGUUUGUAUAGAAUUAGACUUUUUAGAUUUUCGCAGAGCAUGGAAUUUUUUUUAUUAUUAUUAUUGUUAAUAUUAGCUUUUUAGGAAUUUUUUUUAAUUGUAACUUAAUGUGAAGCGCUUUUGAAUAUUUUAUAGUUCUAGUACAGGGGGGGGGGCCACGACUUAGUACUAGGCGCUAUUGGAGUCGUGGGCCCCCCCCUGUUCUAGUACUAUACAAAUUCUUUAUCAUUAUCAUGAUCAUCAUCUCCUAUAAAACUGGCGCGAAAUAACCUCGACCGUAAAAUUCCCAAAAUAAUCUCCGGAGCUUAUAUUUUUCAAAGGUUCUUUUUGAGGGGCUUCUUUUUGGAGGGGCCUAUAUUCGGAGGGGCUUAUCUACGGAGGGAUAUUUGCGUUUCAAAAUCGAUUAAGCUUCCCUUAUAGAUGGAAGUAAAUUUACCAUUUUUGCUUUGUUUCACUCUGUAUUUGAGGGCAAGUACCAGCCCCCGGGGGGCUUAUAUUUGGAGGGGCGAUUUAACGGAGAGUUUUUAGCGUUACCGGUCUGGGGGGCUUACAUUUGGAGGGGCUUAUUUUCGGAAUUUUACGGUAUCUUAUUUUGUCUUUUUCAUCUUCCGCUUUCAGGUGAGCUCAUUUUCCGUGCACUUCAACAAAUCCUACUGGAAGCACGCGUAGAGUCCGGCAAAACCGAGCUUUCGCAGGCUUUAAAGAGGAUUGCCUUGGAAAGAGGUUUUGCGAUUUCUGACAAUCAAGGAGAGGGAAACUGCAUGUUUUUUGCACUUUCAGAGCAGCUUGAAGUCAUCAAAGGAAUUCAAAUGCCCCAUGAUGAGUUACGCCGAACUGUUGUACAACACCUUCGGGAAAACCCCAGGCUGGUAAGUAUCUUAUUACCUUAUUAGGGUGCACACAUUUGCAGUAUACGCGCGUAGCUGUGGCAUUUGCCCGCUACAUUGUUUUAAUUCCUCUUAAAGUUAAAAACAAUAAGGCCCUGUCCACACGUAUCCGAAAUACGGGUCCACACGAAGCGUAUUUGAAUCUUUUUCUCCCGUCCACAUAAAAACGCUAAGAUGAUUGAAAUAGGAAUAGCAUCCAUUUACAGAGCAUGCACAAUGUUGUGUUCUAAGUCCUCUGUAUUCGUCCAUCCGCACGUCCUUUUCUAAAAUCUCCACUCUUUGGACCAUUUAUGAAAACCUGCUUCUUCGGCGCCCGAAAAUGCCGAUCACGUGUGGACGGAAGGCUAAAAUGGACAAAUAAAUAUCCGAUUAGAAAAAAUAUAUAUCUGGAUACGUGUGGAGGGGGCCACAAAUUCCUGCGAUUGGAUGUGAUGGCUUUACGGGUUUGCUGCAAACAAAUCCACCCUUUAUGAGCAAAACAUCAGCUCUGCAUGAGCAUCACGCUUGUUUGUACGUUGCUUCGUCGUUCACUGCACGACUGCGACGCAAAACGUCCGUAUGCGACGUUUUGUGGAGGGCACCGAACCCCCUACAGUGAAUUAUUGUUUUCGGGCUUGGAUACAGUAAUUAAGAACUCAAAUCUAAGACAAUUCGUCGGCUUAUGUUAAAUUAAGCAUUAUGAUAAAGUUUGAGAGAACACUCAUUCUUUUCCCAAGUUACUUUCGAGUCGGAGGCAUAAAUGGAUACGGAGAAAUUUUUUUACCUGUUAUUGUCGGCUCGAUCGUCAUGCUCAUGUCCUAAUUUAUUUUUUAACUGUACGGUAUAUUGCUGAACUUGAAAUGUNUUUAUCAUUAUCAUGAUCAUCAUCUCCUAUAAAACUGGCGCGAAAUAACCUCGACCGUAAAAUUCCCAAAAUAAUCUCCGGAGCUUAUAUUUUUCAAAGGUUCUUUUUGAGGGGCUUAUUUUUGGAGGGGCCUAUAUUCGGAGGGGCUUAUCUACGGAGGGAUAUUUGAGUUUCAAAAUCGAUUAAGCUUCCCUUAUAGAUGGAAGUAAAUUUACCAUUUUUGCUUUGUUUCACUCUGUAUUUGAGGGCAAGUACCAGCCCCCGGGGGGCUUAUAUUUGGAGGGGCGAUUUAACGGAGAGUUUUUAGCGUUACCGGUCUGGGGGGCUUACAUUUGGAGGGGCUUAUUUUCGGAAUUUUACGGUAUCUUAUUUUGUCUUUUUCAUCUUCCGCUUUCAGGUGAGCUCAUUUUCCGUGCACUUCAACAAAUCCUACUGGAAGCACGCGUAGAGUCCGGCAAAACCGAGCUUUCGCAGGCUUUAAAGAGGAUUGCCUUGGAAAGAGGUUUUGCGAUUUCUGACAAUCAAGGAGAGGGAAACUGCAUGUUUUUUGCACUUUCAGAGCAGCUUGAAGUCAUCAAAGGAAUUCAAAUGCCCCAUGAUGAGUUACGCCGAACUGUUGUACAACACCUUCGGGAAAACCCCAGGCUGGUAAGUAUCUUAUUACCUUAUUAGGGUGCACACAUUUGCAGUAUACGCGCGUAGCUGUGGCAUUUGCCCGCUACAUUGUUUUAAUUCCUCUUAAAGUUAAAAACAAUAAGGCCCUGUCCACACGUAUCCGAAAUACGGGUCCACACGAAGCGUAUUUGAAUCUUUUUCUCCCGUCCACAUAAAAACGCUAAGAUGAUUGAAAUAGGAAUAGCAUCCAUUUACAGAGCAUGCACAAUGUUGUGUUCUAAGUCCUCUGUAUUCGUCCAUCCGCACGUCCUUUUCUAAAAUCUCCACUCUUUGGACCAUUUAUGAAAACCUGCUUCUUCGGCGCCCGAAAAUGCCGAUCACGUGUGGACGGAAGGCUAAAAUGGACAAAUAAAUAUCCGAUUAGAAAAAAUAUAUAUCUGGAUACGUGUGGAGGGGGCCACAAAUUCCUGCGAUUGGAUGUGAUGGCUUUACGGGUUUGCUGCAAACAAAUCCACCCUUUAUGAGCAAAACAUCAGCUCUGCAUGAGCAUCACGCUUGUUUGUACGUUGCUUCGUCGUUCACUGCACGACUGCGACGCAAAACGUCCGUAUGCGACGUUUUGUGGAGGGCACCGAACCCCCUACAGUGAAUUAUUGUUUUCGGGCUUGGAUACAGUAAUUAAGAACUCAAAUCUAAGACAAUUCGUCGGCUUAUGUUAAAUUAAGCAUUAUGAUAAAGUUUGAGAGAACACUCAUUCUUUUCCCAAGUUACUUUCGAGUCGGAGGCAUAAAUGGAUACGGAGAAAUUUUUUUACCUGUUAUUGUCGGCUCGAUCGUCAUGCUCAUGUCCUAAUUUAUUUUUUAACUGUACGGUAUAUUGCUGAACUUGAAAUGUUGACCAACACGAGUUUUGUGUGAACAGGGUAUGACUACAUACUGGUUUAAAAGUCAGAAUUUCCAAACUCAGAUUAUUUUAACAGUAAACAUCCCUUCCCUCCUCUCUCUCUCUCUCUUACACGUGUAACGGACACCUCCCUAAAAGUGUUGGUCCCUGCCGUUCUUAACUGUUGUUUUUUGACAUUUUUAAGGAGAGUAGUGUAGGUCACACAGGUUAGACCCCUUUUUGUAGUCGAAUCUUAUUACUGUGAUGACAUGACAUCUUUAUCUCAGCAAUAAAAUGCGGUGGAAUCUCUUCAAGAUAACGUCACGAGCUAUUUUUAUGUAGUAUUUAGUAUAUCCAAUUAUUCUUAUAUUGAUGAUGUAACUUGUUGGGAUCUUGUCCUUAUUUUGUGAGAAUAAUGCCGUAGAUCAUUCUAAAUUAUGUGCGUCAUGUUUUUAUUUGGUCAUGAAGACACCUCUGAGCCAUGACGCCUUCAUUGUCCAUUGCAGACAACUUGAUCUGUCUUCACACUAUACCGUAUAGUUUUUUCGCGGGCACAAAAAUCAUAUCGGAUGGGGUUUCAGUUCACACAUAAGAACGGUGAUUUCGGGGCGAUUUCUGUUAAACGGAGAGAAGCUGUGCCCCGCCGAUCUUUUAAGUGGAGAGUCACAUAUCGGAUAGAUGUUCACACUUUACUGGAUGGCUUUUCGUGUCGUCACCAAAGCUUAUCUGGUAUAGUAUGAUCAUAGCUUUAUUGUUCUGGUUCCGGUCCGCUGAUUCUUGGCGCGCAAAGGAGAUAAAGACGUCAUCGACGUUAAUAUAUUCAAAUCUCUGCUUUAAUACUUUACUCCUAAAACAGUGUACACCAUACUAGUGCUGAUACCAGCGGGGUCGGCCUUAGAGAAAACAGACUUCGAUUCGUGGCUGUCUAAAUAAAUACCUUCUACAAAAGUACUCUACAUUUUCUCUAUUAACUACAGUAUUUUCUUUCUUUCUUACAGCCGGAUGGGACAGAACUGUUUCAUUUUGUUGAUGGAUAUAAAUCUUGGGAUGCUUACCUCACAAGUAUGAUGGUAGAUGGUACAUGGGGUGAUCACGUGAUUCUACACGGCGCGGCAAACUGUUUUCAAACGUGCAUCUACGUGAUCAGCAGUCUGCAGAAUCGGCAUGACGUAAUGAUCUGCCCAGAGUAUGAUGUUACUGGUAGCAACCGGCUUGUGCUGGGUCACGUGUUCGAGCUUCACUAUGUUAGCCUUAUUCCACAUAAAGGAGGUAAAGAUGACUGA